AUGGCGAGAGAGACUCCUUUAGAGGACCCUGAAGGCGGCAGAUUGAUCCGCAUCGAGCUCAAAGACUUCAAGUCCUACAGAGGCCAUCAAGUCAUUGGUCCUCUACACAACUUUGUCGCUGUUAUUGGUCCAAAUGGCUCUGGCAAGAGUAAUCUAAUGGAUGCAAUAAGUUUCGUACUGGGUGUGAAAUCUACUCAACUGAGGAGCAACCAGUUAAAGGAAUUGAUCUAUCGGGGCGCAAGAAUCGCAACGAAAAAGAAGGUCAAACAGCCAAUCAAGAUAAAGGGCAAGGGAAAGAAGAGACCUCAUAAAGAUGAUGACGAAGAAGACGAUGAGGACGAUGAUGUUGAAGAAGCUCAAGGAGAUGAUGAUGAAGAUCAAGAGGAUGACGAUGCAGACGAAGACGGACAAGUCAAAAACCCAGCUGAUCCUACGAAAGCUUGGGUUGCUGCUAUAUAUCGUACAUCUGAAGGAAGGGAAAUUCGUUUCACUAGGACUGUCACAGCUACAGGAACUAGUGAAUACAAGAUCAACGACAAAACAGUCACCUAUUCCAAGUACAAUGAUACUCUGAAAGAUGAGAAUAUCCUAGUCAAGGCUCGCAACUUUCUGGUCUUUCAGGGUGACAUAGAGGCAAUAGCUUCUCAAUCUCCGAAGGACUUGACCAAAUUGAUUGAGCAAAUCACUGAAUAUGAUCGACUGAAAGCACUACAAGAACAAGCUACCGAAACUUCAACGCUCAAUUUCAACAAGAAGCGCGGUAUUAAUGCAGAGAUGAAGCAAGUCAAAGAACAAAAGGAGGAAGCUGAUCGUUUUGCCAAGCUGCAACGUCAGAGAGCCAAAGCAACUGUAACAUACUUGGCGUGGAAGCUUUAUCAUUUGCAAGCCAGUGUUGAAGGCCUGCGAGGUGAAGUCACAGAAGCCAAAGAUGGUUUUGCUGAUUUGACUAAGGAGUUGGCGGGUCUAGAAGCUGAGUUGAGGGAAGAAAAGGUGACACAAUCAAACACCAACAAGGAAGUAAUACGUGUUGAGAAGAAGAUCAAGGACAAGACUAAGGAGAUUGAUCGUCGAAAACCCGAGACCAUGAAACUCGACGAAAAGAUAUCACAUAGUACUCGAAAAAUCACCACUGCUGAAAAUAGCAAAGCAGCUGCUGAAAUUGAACGAGACAAGCAGAAUCAAGAGAUUGAGAAGCUUGAAGCGAAGGUUCAGGCUGUGCAAAAGGCUUUUGAGAAGUUUGAGAAUGAUAUGAGAAAAGAGUUAAAGAGUCGUGCUGGAGCUGUUUUGACUGAGAAUGAUUUGAGUGAAUACCGUCAGAAGAAGGCAGAACUGAAUGGUCGAAUAGCUCCAGAGACCCAAAAAUUGGGACAUGUUCAACGUGGUCUCACCACUGAAGUUGAAACCAAGAAUCGACUAGAAGAAAAGUGUCGUAUAUUUGAGACAAAGCACGAAUCGUUGGUUAAGGAGCGAGAGGAUUUGAAGCAGCGUCGUGAAAAGGCAUUAUCUCGUGAUACUGUUCAAGCCGAAUUGAGAACUAUGGAGGCAGAUGCCCGUCGUCUCAGUCAGCAAGAGCUUGAAUUGAAUGAAAAGAUAACCGAAAUGUCGAAUCGAUUAUCACAAGCACGAUCAGAUCGCCAUGCCACAGAAAAGGAAGCCAAACUGAAAGACUGUCUGAAAACACUGCGGCAGACAUUCAAUGGUGUUCACGGGCGCCUUGUUGAUAUAUGUAAACCCACACAACGUAAAUACGAUUUGGCAGUUACGGUUGUGCUUGGAAAGAAUAUGGAUGCUGUGGUUGUUGAUGAUCAGAAGACGGCUUUGGAGUGCAUUCAGUAUUUGAAAGAGCAACGAGCUGGUAAAGUCACCUUCCUACCAAUGGACUCACUCUUAGUAAAACCCAUCAAUGAAAAGUAUCGUGAAUUCCAUAAAGGAGCACGACUUGUCAUUGAUGUGAUUCAAUUCGAUGCGCAAUAUGAACGAGCAGUCCAAUUCGCAUGUAAUAAUGCUAUUGUGUGUGAUACUAUGGAUGUUGCCAGGCAUAUCUGUUAUGAGAGGAAUCAGGAGGUUAAAGCUGUGGUCUUGGAUGGAACAAUCAUUCACAAGAAUGCCAAUAUCACUGGCGGUGCCACUCAGAAUUCAAAUGCAGCGCGUCGAUGGGAGGAGAAGGAUCUUGAUGCAUUCAAGCAAGCAAAAGAAGGUCAUUCAGCUGAACUCCGAGAGGUGUCAAAGGAAUUGUAUAAAGUCAGACACGUUGAACCCGUUCAAGCUCAAUUGGCUACAUUGCAAGCAAAGCUUACUUCGCUGAAUGAUGAGAUAAACACAAUUGAUCGUAGACUUGCUGCUGUAGAUCAACAGAUGCAGCAUGGUCAGGUUGAGCUGGCUAAAUUGCAACCUCAAUUCCAGAAGUCCAAAGCUACCGUUGAAACCUUGGAAGCUCAACGAACAGAUUUGGAGACCAUCAUUCAUGAAGCUGAAGACGAGAUCUUUGCAGACUUUUGUAGACGAAUCAAAGUGCCUAAUAUUCGUGAUUACGAAGCACACGAAACAAGGCUUGGUCAAGAUUUCGAACGUAAACGAUUGGAGCAUACUAGACAGAAGGCACAAUUGGAUACUGAAAUCAAGCAUCGAAAUCAAUCAGUAGCAGAAGUUGUUGAACGUAUUCGACGCGUUGAAGCCAGUAUCGAAACCGAUACAACCCUCCUUGCUAAAUUACAAGGAGAAAAGGAUGGCCUAGAAAACAUAGCGCAUGGCCUAGCAGAAGAAAUAAGAACUUUCAAGGAAGAAUUGAAGGCUUCUAAGGAACGGAGUGACGACACUGCUGUCGCCGUGGCUCGUCUCAAGAAGGAGGUGCAGAGAGUCACCAAGGACAUUGAGGGGAGGAAUAAGGGUGUUACUCAGAAGGAAGCUCAAAUUGAAAAGUUGCUUUCCGAAACCUUUUCGAUUCUGAGACGAUGCAAAUUGGAGGAGAUUGAUUUGCCAUUGGCUAUGGGUUCGUUGGAUGAUGUUCCUCUUGCAGAGGCGCCAGAGACAUUAAACGAUGAUCGAAUGCAAGUCGAUAACGAGAAUCGACAUCCAUGGAUGGAGGAGAUUGAGGUUGAUUACUCUGGUCUCAAGAAGGAGCAGCGAAAUAAUGGCACCGAAGAGAUGGAUGCCAAGCUGCAGGACGAUAUCAGGAAUAUUGUAGACGAGAUUGAGAAGAUGGCGCCUAAUCUUCGUGCUGCUGACAACCUGGAAAGGGUUCAAGACAAGUUGAGAGCUACUGUAGCUGAUUUUGAUGAUGCUAGGAAGCAUGCUACUGCUGCCGCCAGGGCGUUUGAAACCAUCAAGAAGGACAGGGCUGAACGAUUCCAGGCUGCGUUUGCACAUAUCGAGAAGCACAUUGACAAAGUAUACAAGGAACUUACUAAAUCAAAGACAUUCCCAAUGGGAGGGACUGCAUAUCUCGCGGUUGAAGAUGAUGAAGAGCCAUACACUAAUGGUGUCAAGUACAAUGUGAUGCCUCCCAUGAAACGAUUCCGAGAUAUGGAUCAAUUGUCUGGUGGUGAAAAGACUGUUGCUGCUUUGGCUUUGCUUCUGGCUAUUCAUAGUUAUAAACCAGCACCUUUCUUUGUCUUGGACGAGGUCGACGCAGCACUUGACAAUGCCAAUGUAGCUCGAGUAGCAAACUAUAUCCGUGCUCACGCCAACGAUGACUUCCAAUUCAUCGUCAUCUCAUUGAAAAACACCUUCUAUGAAAAAGCCCAAGCACUUGUUGGGAUAUAUCGUGAUUCGAUAAACAACUCGUCAAAAGUGCUGACUCUCAAGUUGGAUGGGAACUUUGAAGAGUAG
Messenger RNA from Synchytrium microbalum, 3828 nucleotides. RefSeq lists its product as uncharacterized. Gene Ontology annotation, biological process: sister chromatid cohesion. The transcript is spliced from 24 exons. The coding region runs from base 1 to 3828 and encodes 1275 amino acids. Gene Ontology annotation, cellular component: nucleus; cohesin complex; chromosome. Gene Ontology annotation, molecular function: ATP hydrolysis activity; protein binding; DNA binding. The record is from RefSeq and is a predicted model, not a curated record. Lineage: Eukaryota; Fungi; Chytridiomycota; Chytridiomycetes; Synchytriales; Synchytriaceae.